Molecule: messenger RNA, 2265 nt
Organism: Histoplasma capsulatum G186AR
Lineage: Eukaryota; Fungi; Ascomycota; Eurotiomycetes; Onygenales; Ajellomycetaceae
Product: lariat debranching enzyme
Exons: 3
Coding region: 1-2265 (754 amino acids)
Biological process (GO): mRNA splicing, via spliceosome
Cellular component (GO): nucleus
Molecular function (GO): RNA lariat debranching enzyme activity
Source: RefSeq, a predicted model, not a curated record
AUGCAGCAUAUUCCUGCUUCUCCUUCCCGAAAUCUAAGGGUGGCUCUUGAAGGCUGCGCAGUGCGCAACUCGCAUGACUUGAGCUGCAUGUCAGUUCCGCAGAAGUACAAACAAAUUGGGGAUUUUCAUGAGUACUACAGCGGUGCCCGUGUCGCUCCAUAUUUGACUAUCUUUGUUGGCGGAAACCAUGAAGCCAGCAAUCAUCUCUUUGAGCUCUACUAUGGAGGGUGGGUAGCCCCCAACAUCUACUAUCUUGGCGCUGCCAACGUCAUCCGCUGUGGGCCUCUUAGAAUCGCAGGUAUCUCUGGAAUCUGGAAAGGAUAUGACUAUCGCAAGUCCCAUUUUGAAAGGCUCCCGUAUAACCGUGCCGAUAUACAGAGCAUUUACCAUGUCAGGGAACUCGAUGUUCGCAAACUGCUACAAAUUCGAACCCAGGUUGAUCUGGGCUUAAGCCACGACUGGCCUCAGGGUAUUGAAUGGCAUGGCGACUUUCAAAAACUGUUCCAGAAGAAGCCAUUGUUUGAACCGGACGCGAAUUCAGGAAGGUUAGGCAGUGUUGCUGCGAGAUAUAUUAUGGAUCGCCUUCGACCCGCCUUCUGGUUUUCUGCACAUCUCCAUUGCAAAUAUGCAGCAAGUUUAACACAUGGUGAUUAUAAGCCAGCGGGGUUGAAAAAUAGAUUCAAUCCAAAUCCACAGCCUCACCAACAACCCCAGCAGCCAUCGUUAGGAGAUGAUGUUCUCAAUUCACCGUCUCUUAUUACCAAUGAGCAACCUAACGCGCCUAGUUCUACUAAUGAAGGUAUAACAGCUACUCAGAGUGUCGAAAUGGUGCUUGAUGCAGCACAUAUAUCAUCCAAGGAAGUAUCGGCUACAAUCGUAGAUACUGCAAUGAGUGAGGAGAUCAUAAUGUCAACGCUUGGUGGCGAUGGUGAAGCCACAACGCGCGCAGCAGAGAGCGCCGAAAACGCCCCACAGCCACAGCCACAGCCUGCUCAAGGUGCAGAACGUGAUCGUGCACAGUUAUCUGCCUGGCAGAACUUCCACUCAGUUGCAACCAAAAACGAUGCUGAAGAGAGUGCGCGACUCAUGAAGGAAGCGGCCGAGUAUGAGAAACAGAUUGAGGCUGGCUUGAUAAGUAGACCAGAGGUUACGGUUAAGGACGAUAACCUAGGACGUGAAAUUGAGGAUGUUGCAAAAAUCGGAUAUAAUGCCCAGCAAGAACUUCGGAAAAUUACCGAACAAGAGACAAGAGGCGGAGGAACCGAGGUUAAAAAUCCCGACGAGAUUGAUAUUAGUCUUGAUAGCUCAUCCGACACUUCGGAGAAACUUGAGCAAGAGGAUACCGCAAGCACUAAGCCUAGAAAUACGGAUAAAAUGGAAAUUGAACAUAGUAUUUCAUCAGGGAAAGCGGAAGAAACCGCUACAGCUGCAGUGGAUGCAGCUGAAGCUUCACAAUCAGGGGAUAUCCCUAAGGAAAUUCGAGAUCAACUACCAGCAAGUUUCAGGAAACCCGAAACAAUUCUAGAUGAUGCCCCAGUUUUCGAGUCUACCUUACCAGAAGCCAUCAGCAAUACAGAAACCAGCUUCCUGGCCCUUGAUAAAUGCGACAGACAUAGACAAUUUAUUGAAUUGGUGGAAUACCCGGCCAUCUCGUCUCCUGAGGAGGGAGAAACCGGAGAGGAGAGCCGCCCAUACCAAUUGAAAUAUGACAAGGAAUGGCUCGCCAUCACUCGAGCCUUCGCUAACGAACUCACACUCGGCGAUCCCAACGCCUCCGUACCCACGAACAAGGGAGACGCACGUUACAAACCCAGCAUCCUCGCCGCGGAACAAUGGGUAGAAGAAAACGUCGUCAAACCAGGCAGAAUGACCAUCCCGCACAACUUCACCAUCACCGCACCCGUCUACGACCCUGCCGUGCCCAUCACGACAACUGAGAUGCCGCCAGAGUAUACGAACCCGCAAACGGCGCAGUUUUGUGACCUCAUUGGGAUUGAGAAUAAGUUUCAUGCUAGUGAUGAGGAGCGAUUUGCGCGGGCUGAUGCGGGGCCGCGUCCGGAGCCUCUUCAGCAGCGGCAUGGACAGCGGUUUCGGGGGCAUCAGGAUAGUUCUUUUAAUUCCUUCGGGAGGGGGAGGGGGAGAGGAUUCGGGAGGGAUGGUGGCCGGUGGCAAGGUGGUCGUGGUGGCCGGGGAGGUGGAGGCAGAAGCAGGGCAGGCCGUGGUGGCCGUGGUGGCCGUGGGGAAUAUUAUGGCGCCCCGAUAUAA